AUGGUAUCGACAUUAGCGCUUGCCUCUGGCUCUGGCCUUACGACUCUCUCGGCCAUUGGCCUGUACAUGCUUCUGACAGGCAAUGGGGAGGCAUUCAACAUCGGGGCAUUUCUCGAGGAGACUUCGCCGUACGCAUGGGCGAUGAUGGGCAUCGGCCUCUGCAUCGGCCUCUCGGUCAUCGGUGCAGGUUGGGGCAUCUUCAUCACGGGUGCCAGUAUUCUCGGUGCGGGUGUUCGAGCUCCGCGAAUCACCACCAAGAACCUCGUCUCGAUCAUCUUUUGCGAGGUGGUGGCGAUUUACGGCGUGAUCAUGGCCAUCGUAUUCAGCGCCAAGAUCACGGGCAACCUCGAGGGCGGUACAGACGGUCUGUGGAGUCCGAACAACUACCUUACGGGUCAUGUGCUGUUCUGGGGUGGGUUGACCGUGGGCAUGUGCAACCUGUGCUGCGGUGUCGCCGUGGGCAUCACGGGCAGCAAUGCGGCUGUGGCCGAUGCGGCCGAUCCCCAGCUCUUCGUCAAGAUCUUGAUCGUCGAGGUGUUUUCGAGCAUCUUGGGUCUGUUCGGGCUGAUUGUCGGGCUCAUCAUGACCGGCAGCGCAGAGGAGUUCAAGUAG
Messenger RNA from Moesziomyces antarcticus, 612 nucleotides. RefSeq names its product hydrogen-transporting ATPase. Gene Ontology annotation, biological process: proton transmembrane transport. Gene Ontology annotation, molecular function: proton-transporting ATPase activity, rotational mechanism. Bases 1 to 612 code for a protein of 203 amino acids. NCBI's taxonomy places the organism in Eukaryota, Fungi, Basidiomycota, Ustilaginomycetes, Ustilaginales, Ustilaginaceae. Gene Ontology annotation, cellular component: proton-transporting V-type ATPase, V0 domain. The transcript is spliced from 3 exons. The record is from RefSeq and is a predicted model, not a curated record.